CCUGACCCAGAAACUCAAAGGAGAAUGUGGGAAGGCAAAAUCUGAGAAAGACACGAAUAAGGCUCUGUUCCUACGACGCUACAAACAAAACAAAUCCGCUGUUGUUUUUUCCUUCUAGUGUUCAACCGAGCUCGCUGAACCGAGUCUAUACUACAAGAGUUUGAUCGAGUUUACCAACUCAAAAACGAUUCUACGGCGAGUUAACUAUGCUGGAGGAUUUGAAAAUGGAAAUGAUUGAUUUGCAGUUUUUCCGACCUGAAAUUUAAUCCAAUCAAGAAAGAAAGAAGAAAAGCAGAAACCCUUAACAUUUGUCUUUCAAAGUGUAAUGCUUUGCAGGCCUCGAAAUGCCGCUGUUUUCUCUGUUCAUGUUUUCAACGCUUCUUCACGAUUUCUCCAUUCCUCUUCUUCUCCCCAAACUCACCCCAAUUUCCCAAUCCCACGCAGCAAUUCGCCCCCUUCUCAUGUCGUUCACCCUUCUUCUCUUCUCUCUGACCUUGUCUCUUGCGCCAACGACAGCGCCAUGGCUGGUGUUUUGGCUCGUCACAAGCUAGUAUUAACCUCCAACCUGGUUCUGGGCGUUUUGAGGGGCUACAAGCAACUGGGUAGGGCCAAAACCUUGAAAUUUUUCUCCUUGGCGGGGACCCACAUGGAGUUUCACUUUGAUGAUUCCGUGGUUGAGUACAUGGCCGAUUUCUUGGGUAGAAGAAAGCUCUUUGACGACGUCAAAUGUUUGCUGACCACAGUGGCGUUUCACAAGGGUGGAGUGUCGCCUAAGGCAUUGGCCAUUUGCAUCAGAUUUUUGGGGAGACAAGGAAGAAUUAAGGAAGCACUGUCACUGUUUGAGGAUAUGGAGACUGUGUUCAAGUGUAAGCCUGAUAACCUUGUGUGUAAUAACAUGCUUUAUGUUCUUUGCAAGAGGGAAUCAUCUUUGGAGAUGAUUCAGCUUGCACUGUCAAUCUUUCACAAGAUUGAAACUCCUGAUACUUAUUCCUGCAGUAACAUGAUUGUUGGUUUUUGUAAGUUUGGUAGAGUAGAGUCAGCCCUUGAGAUUUUUAAUCAAAUGGAAAAGAUUGGAGUGCUCCCUACUCGAUCUGCUGUUAAUAUUCUUAUUGGGGAACUGUGUUUGACUAGUGCAAAAGAAGGAUCUGUUGAGAAAGUGAGAGUGAGGAACACUCGGAGACCAUAUACUAUAUUAGUCCCUAACAUGGGAGGAAAUAGUGAUGCAAUGCAGCCUGCAGUUCAAGUGUUUUGGGCAGUUUGUAAGGCUGGAUUGUUACCUAGUUCUUUUGUUGUGGUUAAGCUUAUCUGUGAGCUUUGUCGCUUGAGUAAUACAGAAGAAGCUGUUAGAGUUUUGAGGAUUGUUGAGGAAAGGAAACUGAGGUGUGCUCAUGAGGGUUACUCUGUUGUUGUAAAGGCAUUGUGCGAAUGUCACAGAGUGGAGGAAGCUAGUGAUUUGUUUGGGAGGAUGUUGAGUCGUGGCUUAAAGCCAAAGUUGGUUGUUUAUAAUUCUGUUAUACCUAUGCUGUGUAAAUUGGGAAAGUUAAAGGAUGCUACCAGGGUCUUUGAAAUCAUGAACAAGAACAGAUGCCUUCCUGAUGAUUUAACAUACACUGCUCUGAUCCAUGGUCAUGGUGAGGGUAAGAACUGGAAAGUUGCUUAUGACUUGAUGAUUGAAAUGUUGGGUUUGGGAUUGCUUCCAAAUUUUCACACUUACAAUUUAGUGGAGAGUCUUUUGAGAGAACAUGAUCGGUUGGAUCUUUGUGUUAAAUUGGAUAGAAAAUUGGAGAACCAGAAGUUGCAGAAGUUGUGUAGAGGAGGUGAACUAGAGGCUGCUUAUGAGAAAGUGAAAUCAAUGCUGGAAAAGGGUAUUCCUUUAUCAGCUUAUGCUAGAGACAUUUUUGAACAGGUGUUUCAGAAGUGUGGCAAGCUAAAAACAGCACGUCAGUUACUGCAGAAUACUGAAAGAGUUCAGGAGGCUGAUGAUAUUGACAAAACAUAGCUUUUUCCCUCAAUCUUAGUUUCAGUUUGUAUUGUAUCUUCUAAAAGUCUUGCAUUGUCUGGUAAAAUCUUCCAAGUUUAUCACUGUAAAUUGAAUAAAAGAAAAGAAAGGGUUUUUGAUCUUCAA
Vigna angularis (adzuki bean) is the source of this 2125-nucleotide messenger RNA. Its product is annotated as pentatricopeptide repeat-containing protein At4g20090. The coding region runs from base 326 to 1999 and encodes 557 amino acids. The transcript has a single exon. The record is from RefSeq and is a predicted model, not a curated record. Gene Ontology annotation, molecular function: protein binding. Lineage: Eukaryota; Viridiplantae; Streptophyta; Magnoliopsida; Fabales; Fabaceae.